AUGUCGCCUGAAUCAGACCACAUGAAGAAAAUCACACCAACUGGGAGUUUCGUGAAUACUCCCCCCACACCCCCGCCUUCAGAGGAGAAAAAUUUGUCGAGCAGUGCUCAAAGCGUGCUGAACUGUUUCACACUCCACCGUGAAGGUCUAAGGCUACAAUCUUGGCGGCAACACCGACUCACUCCGGACCAAUAUACGGAGGUUUUACAUACACUAGAUGGUGACGAAUCUCUUCGGGGUUACGUAGAAGACAAAAUAAGGCUCGACUACGACCCCAGACGGUCCCGUCUCACUAUCCGAAUGCCGAGUCCGCUACAUGAUUUGUUUUGUGCCGAGGUAGUCUCUAAAAUUUUGAAUCAAUUGACAGAAUUACGAAAGAGUGAUGAAGCCUUCGGUGAUUUUGCGAGAAAGAUCAAACAUUUAUCGAUAUCUAGAAUCCGCCUGCCGAAUAAUACGAACAACAAUAAUACGAACAGCAGAGAGCUAACUUAUUCCGAGCGGUGCCCAGAUGCAUCCUUUAUACACGAACAUGCCAAAUAUCCCGGUGUUAUCAUAGAAGUGUGCUAUGCAGAAAAAGUUCGAGCUGCUGCGGACUUAGCAGAGGAUUACAUCCUCGACACCAAUGCGAGCGUGAACGCUGUGAUUGCCCUAAAUAUUGAAUAUAAAGGAUCUAAAAAGGCGGCCAUAUCUGUUUGGCGACCGCACAAAAUAACCGUGGAUGAGGUAAAGGAACUCGAAGCAAAGACCGUGAUCGAGAUGAUGGAACUGGCACUGACCGACGAUUUGCAGCCUUUUCGAACGGAGUCUGGACCUCCAGUCGAAGAACCUAAACAACCGUCGCUGCAGCUUUCGCUCGGGGACUUUGCCCCCAAGAGCAUCUCACAGAAAUACCCCGAUCUCGAUCAAGAUAUCGUUAUCUCAUCGAGGGAGCUCUGCGACUUUAUUUCAUCUGCCGAAGCAGAACAUCAGAAACAGCUGCUAGACCAAGGCGUCGAUGAGCCAUUGUCACCAGGCACGCGAAAGCGUCGUCGGGUUCCCCUGAACAGCUUAGUUCAAAAGAAGAAUUGCCGCAAAACGCAAUGA
Molecule: messenger RNA, 1083 nt
Organism: Penicillium verrucosum
Lineage: Eukaryota; Fungi; Ascomycota; Eurotiomycetes; Eurotiales; Aspergillaceae
Exons: 3
Coding region: 1-1083 (360 amino acids)
Source: RefSeq, a predicted model, not a curated record